Messenger RNA from Plasmodium malariae, 528 nucleotides. The record is from the annotation of a RefSeq genome assembly. Lineage: Eukaryota; Apicomplexa; Aconoidasida; Haemosporida; Plasmodiidae.
AUGGGAUUAAAAUUUAAAUUAUGUGAAAGUGAAGAUGAUUGUUCAGAAGACGAAGAUGAAGUUUGUGCAUCUGAAUACGAUAGAAAAUAUGAAUCUUUGGAUAAAGAUACUUCAAAAUCUGGUGAAAAAUUGUUAGACAAAAAAUAUUCAUGUCUUAUAUGUAAACCAUUUUAUGCAAUAUAUAAUUUGUUUAAAAAACUAUUACAUAGGGGAUUUAGUUCUAUAAAUAAAUAUAGGAGAUAUCCUGAUCCAAGAGUAAACGUUUAUACGGAGAAUAACUUUAGCGUUUACUGUACAAGAAUAGGUUCUUUUAUUAUAUUUUGAUUACAUCUUUUUUUAUUCUAUGAAGAAAUUUAUAUACAUAUAGGGGAUAGAAGUAUUCUUAUAUCUAUUUAAUUUUGAAUAGGUAAUACAACUGUAUUAUUGCUAGAUAAUUGAUUAAUUAUUUUAAUGACUAUAUAUAUAUUAGUAAAAUUUUUAAGCUAUACUGUAGAAGUAGGAGAAAAUGGAAUUAAAGUCUACCUAUAA